This is a messenger RNA of Dissoconium aciculare CBS 342.82, 2161 nucleotides long. RefSeq lists its product as uncharacterized. The transcript has a single exon. Gene Ontology annotation, cellular component: SAS acetyltransferase complex. Lineage: Eukaryota; Fungi; Ascomycota; Dothideomycetes; Mycosphaerellales; Dissoconiaceae. Gene Ontology annotation, molecular function: histone acetyltransferase activity. The record is from RefSeq and is a predicted model, not a curated record. Bases 133 to 1986 code for a protein of 617 amino acids.
CAGCGAGCGUGUUGUGUCGCACCAAGGUUGUUGCAGUCCCCUUCAUCCAACGCUCUCGACCCACGAUAUUCUGCCACAAUUGCCAAUUGCUCGGAGCACUUCAAUCGCUCGAAAUGCGCGUCGAGGUUGCCAAUGUCCCAGCAGAUGCAUUUCGGGCGCACAGUUGGCUCACUCCUUGCCACCUCUUCCCGCGAUGAACAAAGUCUGAAUGCGCCCGCGGGAAUGCCCGACGACCGUCGACGAGAAUCACAACGAGCCACACCGCACCACGAAUAUCAACAGCAUACUGAUGCGUCAGCGUCACAGCAAAAUUAUACAGGCAAUGGAGAACGAGAGAACGGCGACGCGUUCCCUCCCAGAUUGAUUCCCCUCGCGCCACAGAAAGCCAAUCCUGUGGACUCGACUGCCGAUGCCGCCAACCAACCAAAUGGUGAUCGUCCGCCAAAGAGGUUGAAACUGAGCCUUCGAGCAAAAAGCAAUACAGGCACUUUACUCACUUCAACGACGGGCGGUCAGACAACACUUGACGGCUUUAUACGUUCUCAGCCGCUAGAGAAGAAAAAUCCACCAGCAACCGAGCCCACCGGCAAGCUGCCACGCCUAUCCAAUGGCACCAGAGGAGUCGCUCCCACAGCUGAUCACGACGAAGAUGAAUUGCUUAAACCUACGCCAAUGCCGACCGGUAAAGCUUCCCGGCGAACAACACAGUCGCCACAGGUGGAAUCGGCGCCGAGAUCACAAAAGCCGGACGAGAAGAGGACGUUGAGAUCACAGGAUGACGGGCCCAGGUUGAAGAGCGAGCUUGCGGUUUACUUUGCAAAUUAUGAGGACAUCAUGUUCGAUGCGCCUCGCGAGGAGGAGCUCAUUACCGUGGACACCACUCUAUACGUCACGGACGAUACACACAAGGCUGGUAGCGUUGGAGACUCGCCAAAUAAAUCCAGAGGCAGCACCAAGGGAUCACCAAUCGCUCACAAAGGCCGCAAGUCAUCGCUCAACGGAGUUCUGUCUUCUCCUACCUCUGCACGUUCGAUUGCAAGCCAGUACAAUGGUAGUUCGAGUCUGAGUCUUGAUGUCAUCGCGAAGACACUCCCGGAGGAUCCAGAGGAUCCACUCACGGACGCCCAUUUCAUGAAGUCACACAAGCGUGCGGAACGCAGAGAGAAACAGCUCCGCAACAUCGAGCGGGACCGUGCAAUGCAUGAAAAGGUGCAACUCGAUCGAUUGCUUGACGGCUUACAAGGCCACGACUGGCUCAAAGUUCUCGGCAUCACAGGCAUAACCGACGGCGAAGCGAGGAGAUAUGAGCUCAAGCGUGACUACUUCAUCUCAGAAGUGCAAACGCUUGUGAAUAAAUUCAAGCAAUGGAAAGAACAAGAACGUAAGCAGCGACUCGAGAAGGAGGCUGCUGCUGCGGCUGCGGAGGAGGCGGCGCGCGAAGCUGAAGAAGCCGAUGAUAGCAGCUGUGAGGGCAGUGUUGAACCUCCUAGUAGCGAUCUGAAUGCCUCUGCGGCACAUCAACUCCAGCAAGAAACCGCCAAUGCCCUGCGAAUAUCGACAGGCAAACUCUCGCGUCAAGGCUCACACAAGCUAAAAUCGAGGGCGAAAGAGCGUCUGAGCCUACCCGCCCAUCUCCACACUCCAGCUCCAUCGUCCUCAAAACGUCACGCAAUCACUCCUGCAACGACAUCCCGCCUGCCCAACUCCACUCCCACAAUCAUACUUCGCCCUCCUGCGCCUCCCUCUCCCGAAAUUCCCAUUACCAGCUUUUACGCUAAACGCCACCUUCGCGACGCUGCACUUGGCAAUUCACGGCAUGCCGGCCGGAAUGUGACCGCGUUUGGUUUGCCUCUCCCAGAAGCACUUCUGUCCGAAGAGCGAGACUUCCAACUUCCGGAUGAUUACGUCACGGAGGAGAAUCUAAAAGCCAAUGCGCGAGAGCGAAGACGGAGGAGGAGAGAGACGGCGGGAAAGAAAUCGGAGUGAAGGUGCACUGAUGUUGUCUCGGCGUUGUACAUUCUUGGUUGGAAGCCGAUCUUUCUAAAACUUUGUGGCGUUGUUUUUAGUGGAUUUAUGAUUUUUUGUGUCAGACGAUGAUUGACAAUUGUAUGAGAAUUUCACAUCUAGAGACAGGCUAUAAUUUCAUAUGCCAAUUCUUCCA